AUGCUUCAUUCAUCCCUGGAGACGACAGACGCGAGGCGACAUGACGUUUUGUCGGUGACGCGACAACUUUCUGAUAUCGAACCGUAUCCACUGAUCAAGUAUUGUUUUACGCAUUGCGGCGUUGUAUCCCAUCUAUUAUUCGACGUUCAGCAACUCUGGAAACGAAUCUGAAAGCAGAAAAAGUGACGAGUGAGUGUGAUAGGAGUAAGAAUAGCGUCGAAGACAUCGCGUGUUCGCGAACUUCAAGUGACACAGGCAUCAUGAUGCAGGCUACAAACCAAGCAAUGUAAAACUUACGUAUUCAAACUCAUGUGGUUACAACUUUCGUGUAGAAAUUAUGAAAACUGCUUAAAAGAGUGACGUAUUUAUCUAUAAAAACAAAGAAAAAGAAAAAAUAUGGAUGAAACGAGGAAUUACAUAAAUUUAGUAUUAACGGUUAAAAAAUAUCCAGCGUUAUAUGAUCUCAGUUGCAACGAUUACCAUAACAGAGUUGUACGAAAUAAAAUGUGGAGAACAGUGGCACAAGAAGUAAACGCUUCAGCCGCGGAAUGUAAAGAAAAAUGGAAAAACCUUCGCGCCAGUUUUAGCAGACAUUUAAGAAAUCAAAGCACAGCUAAUUCAAAAUCAAAGAAACCAUAUUAUAUGGCAGAUUACAUGGAUUUUCUGCUUCCUUAUAGCAAACUUCGCAGGCCAGAUGAUAGUUUAAACGACGAGGGACCAAUAGCGCAAGAAAAUUGGAACGAAGAAGAAACCGCCUCUGAUACGUCCUCUAAUUUUGAGAAAUUGAACAAGACUGAUCAAAAAAUGCCAGAGUCAGAGAGAGACGGUGACGUAAGAAAUGAAGAGUAUGCCUUCUCGAGAAGCAAAGUAAUCAGACUUACAGACGAUAGACUAUUGUCACACAGAUGUACAGAUAAUUGUGUUCUCACUAAUAGACGAGAACUCGAUGAAUCAAUCAACGACGCGGACUUGUUGUUUUUUAAGAGCCUGCUUCCAGACGUACGACAAAUGUCGAGACAGGAAAAGAGAAGCUUUAAAAUAUCUGUCCUAAGUCUGAUAGAUAAGAUAUUAAAUGAGAAGGAAUCGCCGAUGUCGAUCGAAAAUGAUAUUCCUUGUUCAAUAGUGAAAAAUCAACAGGACGAAAGAGUAGAUCAGUUUUAA
Messenger RNA from Eufriesea mexicana, 1161 nucleotides. RefSeq lists its product as uncharacterized. The transcript has 4 exons. The record is from RefSeq and is a predicted model, not a curated record. Gene Ontology annotation, biological process: regulation of transcription by RNA polymerase II. NCBI's taxonomy places the organism in Eukaryota, Metazoa, Arthropoda, Insecta, Hymenoptera, Apidae. Gene Ontology annotation, molecular function: DNA binding. Gene Ontology annotation, cellular component: transcription regulator complex; nucleus. The coding region runs from base 397 to 1161 and encodes 254 amino acids.